Molecule: messenger RNA, 2079 nt
Organism: Paraglomus brasilianum
Lineage: Eukaryota; Fungi; Glomeromycota; Glomeromycetes; Paraglomerales; Paraglomeraceae
Source: the annotation of a GenBank genome assembly
AUGCAUACCCAAGUAAAAGACCAGAGGCAGGCAAACGGAGGACAUGAGAGGAAUUUGGACACACCUCAAUGCUUCUGUCAAUUAGACGCUUCGCCUGCAUACUCUGAAGAGUUUGAUUUACUGUACGAAUGUCAUUGGAUGCAUCACAACUUUGAAGACAGUAGAAGUGAAGAACCAAGCGAAGAACUAACCGGUGAUAAUGACACUAAGAACACGGAACAAGCACCAGAGAAUGAGUCUCUAAUAACAGGGAACGAAAGUUCUGACAUAAAUACCAAGUCAAGUAAAAAUGAUUACGUUUGUGGCUUCCAUGUUCACAAAGAUGCCUGGGACAGUUUCUUGGAGGGCAAGAUUGAUCCCAAACAUCCCGAGCUCAGUGUAUGCCCAUACUUCAACUAUACCUUCUGCGUAUUCUUUAACACGAAGAACAUCUACAAAAUCUCUUUUCCUCCAGCACCGAAAUGUCACUGUGGAAUCCCUGUUACGAUCCGAUAUUCUCAUAACCGUGAGAAGUAUAUAUUUGGCUGUGAAUAUUAUCCGAUCACCGGAGCAAAACCAAAAUGUGAUUGGUAUGCCUGGGCAAAAACUGUAGCGUUUCCGAAACCUGUAGAUAGCAUUCAUCCAUUGACAGAGCAGAUUCCGGACAAUGUAUUAGAAUCAAUAAACGCUGAACAUAGCUCUUUCGAUGAAAGUUUCACCAAGAAGACCGAAUUAGCAGACGAGACAUAUAGUAUAGAUCAGAUUGAGAAUCAUACGUUACUGAGAGAAAGAGGGCGACUGGACAAAAUUCGGAAUAAAGGAAGAACAAAUUCAUAUCGCCUAGACUCACGUCGCGAUCCUCCACGAAAGUUAUAUAACGGUUAUUCUUACAAUAAGUCGGAGUUGACGCACCGACAUUCAAAUACAAAUGGGAAACGUUCCAGAUCUAAUAACGGCUUCGAUCACUCUUACACAAGAGAGAAACAUGACAGCUCUAAAUUUGCCAGCCGUGGACGCUCUACGUUUGAUAAAUCAACUAAGCAAUCACAGCCUUCAACAAGGCUCUCCGAUACUAUUAGUGAAAAUGGAUGGGGUCCGCAAAAUCGGCGGUGCUUAGAAACUGGGUUGGACGCCGGGAUAUUAUGGGAUAACGGAAUACAAGCUCCAAUUAGAUCAAACACAAAUAAUGCGAAUCGCAACACACAGCUCGGUAGCAAUUCUACGCGGCAUCCUCACAAAGAAGAACAACGUAGAAAGAAGCGUCCAGAUGAUGAUGCAAUGGAAGAUGAAGCCAUGGAAUCCCGUAGGAAGGCGAUGGUACAUAAAGAAUUGAAUACGGCGGGGGGCCCCUGCCGGAAUGAUAAAGAUUCGAUAGAGGAUGACCAACACCAACAGAACACAAGAGACAAACCCAAUGUCGGUCAUGGGUAUGAACGAGAUACAAUCUCUGAAUCGAUAUUCACGGAAAAGCCUCGUCCCGAUUCGCAUGCCUUUAUCUUUCCUGUAAACACUUAUGCCAAAGUUAAACCGCUCAGGAUCUCAAUUCCGUUGUCGCCGAUAUCGAGCACACCAGACUCCGCAUCGAAUACGACUUAUUCGAAUUUGACAUAUUAUUGUGUAAUGAACCAGUUUUCACAAACACGUCCCUGUUUUGCUUACGAGCAGCAUAACAUUAUUUCGGGUGCAUCUAUAGACUCUAAACAUCAGCAAUUGCUUGUUUUGGACGAUGAAAUUAAAUGUUUAGAAAAUAAAAUAUCAAGCAUGCAGUUUGAGAACGCACGUCAGAAAAGAUUGCAAGAGAAUGAAAUGGAAAAAGAAACAAGAUUACGACUAUCAUGCCAGAAGAAAAUUAUUGAAUUAGGCGACUUGGUGGCAGAGCAAAAAGCGAAGAUACAGGAGUUAACAAAGGAGAUGGAGAACGAUAAAAAAGAAAAAGCAACGACGAGCAUGAAAUGUCGCGUGUGUUUUGAGGAGACUAUAACGCAUGCAGUUGUGCCAUGUUAUCAUUUAGUCAUGUGUGCUAGAUGUGUGCAUGCUGUGGAAAGAUGCUGUGUAUGUAGAAGGGAAAAAGAAGAUGUUGUGAGAAUUUACUUUGGAUAG